AUGCAGCGGCGCCCUGUGCCGCGCGAGCAGUUGAGUGCGCUGUGUGCAGAUGGAUGGACACCCUACGAAGGCGUCGUGUUGAACCGGACUGACUGGGGCACGCUCGUCGACAUUGGCUGCGAAGCUCCAGGGCUCUUGAUGGCGGGUGAGGAAUUGCCACAAGUGUCGAUGACACCCAAACCGACAGCAGCCUUACUCUGCAAACUCGAGAACAUCGAGGAGAAGUUGCCGCUGGGCGCCAAGACAACGGUCUACGUGUGGAACAAGAGCCGCUUUACAGGUCGCAUUUACUUGGGUUUGGAGCCAAGACCCAUCAAGGGCACUCCACUUCAUGCGAUGCCUAUUGAUGGAGUUACUCCCAUUCUAGGCACCGUAACACGUUUGGCCUCCGGUUACGCCUAUGUCGAUGUGGGCUGCGAAGUCUUGGGCCGCUUGAGCGGCAACGAGACUGGCAACGAGAG
Molecule: messenger RNA, 461 nt
Organism: Durusdinium trenchii
Lineage: Eukaryota; Dinophyceae; Suessiales; Symbiodiniaceae
Source: the annotation of a GenBank genome assembly